Molecule: messenger RNA, 1200 nt
Organism: Penicillium concentricum
Lineage: Eukaryota; Fungi; Ascomycota; Eurotiomycetes; Eurotiales; Aspergillaceae
Product: thiolase family protein
Exons: 3
Coding region: 1-1200 (399 amino acids)
Biological process (GO): fatty acid beta-oxidation
Molecular function (GO): acetyl-CoA C-acetyltransferase activity
Source: RefSeq, a predicted model, not a curated record
AUGAUGAACCCGGUAUACAUUGUUGGGGCGGCGAGGACCCCCACCGCACGCAUUAAUACCCAGCUAGACUCUGUUCCAAGUACCACACUGGGAGCCAUCGUGAUUCGCGAAGCCCUCCGUCGCUCACAAGUGCCGCUUGAUUUAUUCUCAGAUGUUUACAUGGGUCAAGUACUUCAAGCUGGCGCUGGUCAGGCCCCCGCAAAGCAAGCUGCGAUGCAGGCCGGGUUGUCGCCAGAUAUUGAGGCUACCACAAUAAACAAAGUAUGCGCUUCUGGACUCAAGGCCAUUACAUUUGCGGCCCAGAAUAUCCAACUGGGGUAUGCCGUGGCUCAGGUGGCCGGGGGAAUGGAGAGCAUGUCAAAUGUCCCGGAGUACUUGAAGAAAGGAUAUGACGCCAAUUGCGAAGAGAAGCAGGUGAUUGAUGGUCUCUCGCUUGAUGGGUUGACUAAUUCCUCAGAUGGCCGGUCUAUGGGCGCCUGUGCCGAGGUUGUCGCUCAGCAGAUGGGUAUAUCCCGUGAAGACCAGGAUGAUUAUGCCUUCGGCGCCUACAAUCGGGCAUCUCGAGCACAGCAGAACAAUGUCUUCCAAGAAGAAAUCACUCCCGUGUUAGUAGAUGCAGGCACGGCCGAAAUAUUUGACACCGAUAGUCUCCCCCACGAGAGCCUCUUUAGCCGACUUCAGUCUUUGAAACCCGUGUUCGGCCCGGAUGGCACGGUCACCGCGGGGAAUGCCUGUCCGCUAAGCGAUGGUGCUGCUGCGGUGGUGCUGGUGGACGCCCUGGUCGCCGGGCAGUUCUGCCGGGAAAAUCGAGUGUUGGCGAAAAUAGUGGCUUAUGCCGAUGCCUCCGUUGCUCCACAUGAGUUCGCUCUGGCUCCAACCAAGGCCAUUCAGCUCGUCCUUGAGAGGGCCCAAAUGUGUGCCGAACAGAUCUCGUUAUGGGAAAUCAACGAAGCUUUUGCCAUUGUGGUCAUAGCUUCACAGCAGUUGCUUGGAUUGGAUCCUGAUAUUGUUAAUGUUAACGGGGGAGCUAUCGCAUUCGGACAUCCGUUGGGCAGCUCAGGUUGUCGACUUCUGGUCAGUCUCUUGCACCAGCUGGCCCAUGAUCAGUAUGGCAUUGCCGUUAUUUGUAAUGGGGGUGGUGGUGCUACGGCUGUGCUUAUCCAGCGAGUGCAAGGCGAUAGUUUAGGUGUCCCAACAUGA